Messenger RNA from Momordica charantia (bitter melon), 1444 nucleotides. RefSeq names its product RING/U-box superfamily protein. The record is from RefSeq and is a predicted model, not a curated record. Lineage: Eukaryota; Viridiplantae; Streptophyta; Magnoliopsida; Cucurbitales; Cucurbitaceae. Gene Ontology annotation, molecular function: zinc ion binding.
AAAAUCAAAACCGGUCGUCGCGGUGGCUGGUCUCUUUCGAUGUGGGAGUGAGAAUUGCCGCCUGAAAUGCUGAAGCAAUAUCCUUGUGGGAGCUUACAAAUAACGUGGAUUCAUAUACUCUUCUCAUAAAUACUAAUUUAUUUGCGUAAAUUAAUUGGAUUUUCUUCGUUUGUUGUUCAGCGUAAAUCCCAUUUUCUCAGGAUUCAGGAACAAAUAAAAACUAACCAACCAGCAUUCACGACGCAAUUUCAGAACCAUAUUUCCAAUUCCCACCUAGAAAAUGUUAGUGGGAAUGAAAUUUUCUCCCAAUUUUUUCUCCUAGAAUCUUCUCCGCCGUCAAUCCCGAGUCCACAGGGUGAGAGAAAUUUGGUAAAGGGAUGAUGCUCUGAUAUGUCAGCCAAGGAUUUUUGUUCAAUAGAUUCAAUUUUGAGGAGUUUGGAAUUUGAGUAACCUUUCAAUAUGUCGGAAUGCCCUUCAAAUGAUGUAAAGACCAGCACCAUAGCUAAUUCAAGCGAUGAAUCCGACCUCGAGAAGCAGCGGGGAGCUCAGCCAUCAGCAUCAGAGCCCUCUGCCAGUGAUGCUGAUGAUCAUACUCGGUUGACGAUUGUUGUUUCAACUGGGGAGCCCAAACCAGUCUCCGAGGUUCCUACGACGACGGCAACCCGGUUGUCUCACGAAGAAGAAUCGCCUGGUAUAGUUUCCCCCAAAAAGGAGCUCUUGUCUAUGGCUUCCAGUUCUGAUGAGCAGUGCAGAAUUUGUCAGCAAGAGAAGGAAGAAGCCUUGAUAGAACUUGGAUGUCAAUGUCGAGGCGGUCUCGCUAAAGCUCACCGAACUUGUAUAGAUACUUGGUUUCGGACUAAAGGAUCAAACAGAUGUGAGAUAUGCCAGGUUAUAGCAGCGAAUGUAUCACCUCCCCAAUCACAUCAUGGUACCAACUACUGGAUUUGGAGGAUUGAUCCAACCUACAGAACCCAAGAUCCUGAGAGGGUAAAAGCAGCACUGCUUCAGUCCACUUUGGUUGGCUUUUGCUAUCCUCAUAGGGGGUCUGCUAUUGGAUGUUCUUAUAUCAAUUACCCUCGGUGUUUCUGCAUUGCCUGUAAAUAUCAUCAUCGGAGUCAUUGUGGUGCUUGGACUUGGAACCGUGUUUCGACUUGCGCUCGAGUUCUUCCAGGAGUGGAGUUCAACAAGAGGGUUGCAGAGAGUCGAAUCGAACAUCACUAUUGGGUACUAUCCAGCUAUAUAGUUUCUUACUAUUUUGUUUGUUAAAUGAAUUGAGAAAGAUAAAUAAAGUGAAAAGAGAUCCAAGAAAGAAAGAGGUAGCUCCCUCGUUUCUCCCACAUUCGUAUAUAUAUGUUUAAUGUUUGUUUGACUCACUGAAAUUGUGUACCUUGACACAUCUUUUUGUGAUUAUAAGCCAUUACUAUUUGAUAUUCUUACAGCGGAU